Molecule: messenger RNA, 2376 nt
Organism: Stylonychia lemnae
Lineage: Eukaryota; Ciliophora; Spirotrichea; Sporadotrichida; Oxytrichidae
Source: the annotation of a GenBank genome assembly
AUGCAAUAGUCAAGUCAGUCUCAGCAGCAGUAGCAGCAGCAUUAUAGACUAAGUUCUUAAGACUACUCAUCUUUUCAUAACAACACUAUAACUGAUGAAAAUGCCCCACUUACUGAUAGAGGCCUGCUUAUUAGAUAAAAUCUUGAAUCCUCCAGAAAUUCUUAGCUUGAUAAGAAAAAUCCUACGAAGGAAGAAAUGACAGUGACUGCCGAGCCUUAAUCUCAGAAUGCUGGAGGUAUAGUUGAUGCGAGAUUUUCAACUUAAGGUGGAUUCUCUAGCAACAUAAUCUUUCAAAGCUAGUAUAAUGCAUUUUAAAACUAAGGUCCAAAUAUGAAUGCCUAAAUCAUCAAUAGUAUAAGCAGAGAAGCAGAGUAAUUUUUACCCAAUAAAAACAGUGGCACAGCUGGCAAUAAUACCUCUCAGGAGUACAAGAAAGACAAUUCUUUGUAAUAGUAAUCACAACAAUAGGACUAACAGCUUCAAGAUUCAAUGAGUAGUCACAGUCUUGAUCAUUCAAACCAUAGUAAGAAAAAGGAAAGCGAUGUGCAAUUGUAUAAUGUUGAAGCACCAACAAUAAAAACAGCAAAGACAAUGGUAGAGUCAACUCACAUAAGAAAAUUUCUGUUUUCUAGUGCAUUCAGAAUGUGUAUUCUAGAUGUUAUAAUUGUUGCUUGCUGUGUGAUGGACUCUGAAAUUAGAUGGUAAUCUAAAGAGCUCUAUGAUGAUGUAUUCUACAAUCAAUAUCUGAAUCCUUAGUUUUACAUAGUGAACCUUCUAAGAGUGAUCAGCUUAGGAUGCGUCAUUGCUACUGUCAAGUACACUCUUAUGUGGUAUGAUACCAAUAUUAAGAAAUUGAGAUAAAGGAAUAAACUUUCACAAAGUGCUGCACUACCAUUGAAACUGCGAAUCAAGUUCAUCGUUGAGAUAAGCGUUUGUCUUAUUCAUAUACCCCCAUUUGCUGAUAUUGGAUGCAAAACAUUCAAUGAAAAGCAGUAUUUAGAUUAUAUAACCAUAGCCGCUUUUGCCAAGUUUUACAUCUUUAUUCGCUUGAUGAAGGAGAAGAGUCCUUUGAACUCAAACUCAGGUAGAUUUAUUGGAUCAUUCACCAAUAUUGAGUUCACCGAUUUAUUCUAUAUCAAGACUUGGCUAAAGGAUAAUCCCUUUUAAGCUAUGUUGCUGGCUGUGGGAGCAUUAUUGUUCUCAUGCAGUUAUAUGGUAUACCUUGCUGAGAGAAGAUACCCUAUAGAUUGUACUGAUUUUUCAGGGAAGUUUUCAACAUACUUCAAUUCUUUAUGGCUUAUCAUAGUUACUGUAUUUACUGUGGGCUAUGGCGAGCUUGCUCCCUUAACUGAUCUCGGUCGAGCUAUCGCAAUUACUGCUGCUUUAUGUGGUUUAAUAUUAUCAGCUACUCUCAUUGGCCUAGUUCAUCAAUACCUAACAUUGAAUAAUGAUGAAGCCAAUGUGUUGAAAUUUAUAGCUGAGCACUCUCGAAUCAAGGAAUAUUAAGAGUGUGCAUUAGAUGUUAUAAUGUAAGCAAUCAGGAUAUUUGUGGUGAAAUCCUAAAGAAAUAAAUCUCAAAGAAAGAUUUAGCAAGCUCUACUGGAUCUAGACGAAAAAAUAAAUAACUUCAGAUAAUAGAGAUCAAAGUCCCCUGAUCGUUUUGCAGCAAAGGGUGCACUCUCUACAAUAGAAUAUCAAGUGAAUAUAGCUUAUAGUACUCUUAAGAUUAUAAGUGAUCACUUGAGUAAUAAAAAGAUUAUUCUGCUAGACAAUUCAAUGCAAGCAAAGAAAUUUAUGCUUGAAUAAUCAAUGUCAAUGGUAAAUGGGCAGCAGUAUGCAAACUAAAAUUAUGCUAAUCAAUCAAAUUUGAACCUAUAAUCAACUUCAAGGCUUGGGAACUUCCUAAAGCCUAAUAAAAAUGACUUAUCUAUAAUAAAGAAUGAUGCUGGUACUCAGACAUUUGAGCCAAGGAGAUCAACUAUUGUACAUAAUGUAGUGAGAACCUGUGGUUGCAGAUGCAAUUGCAAUGGAUAAACUACUGUUACUCUUAAUUUGCAAAGCAAUAAUGAAGUGAGAAGAUAGUCUAUCAAUUAAAAUGAUAAUAUUGAUGGAGUUAUCAAUAACAGCUAUACUAAUUCUAAUGAAAACUCUGUGUCUGAAGAUAACAACAUGCAGAUGUUUGAAGCGUAGCAAAUAGCACUUGGAGAGUUAGGAGGAUAAGCGGGUCUUUAAAAUCAAAGCACUGCUACAUAAGAAGUAAAAGAACUAAGGCAAAUAGUCAUGCAAAGAAGAGAAGAUAUUGAGAGAGUGUUUCAAAAGAUCAAGGAUAUGGAAGAAAAAAUGAAUCAAUUUAUGACUGAGAUCAUGGAUCUCUGA